Condylostylus longicornis is the source of this 1968-nucleotide messenger RNA. Its product is annotated as protein RFT1 homolog. The record is from RefSeq and is a predicted model, not a curated record. Gene Ontology annotation, biological process: dolichol-linked oligosaccharide biosynthetic process; glycolipid translocation. Gene Ontology annotation, cellular component: endoplasmic reticulum membrane. Bases 80 to 1789 code for a protein of 569 amino acids. Lineage: Eukaryota; Metazoa; Arthropoda; Insecta; Diptera; Dolichopodidae. The transcript has 7 exons.
GAACGAAAUGAAUUCAGUAUUUUCCAAAUAAAAAAGAAAACUAGAAAAAAUUUUAAUAUUUAUUUUUUGAAUUAGAAUUAUGAAACGAAAUAUUUUAAAAAGCAGCGUUCAACAUGCUUAUUUUAGCAUUAUUUUUCAGAUUCUAUGUAGAAUCAUCACGUUUGGUAUCAAUGCUUUCAUAGUACGUAGUGUAGGCCGAGAAGUUCUCGGUAUAAUGAAUGUUAGACUUCUUUUACUUGAAAGUACUCUGUUAUUUUUAUCACGUGAAGCAAUUUCGAGAGCUGUAUUAAGCGUUUCGACUCAGCAUAAGGGGAGAUGUAAUUGGCCCCAAAUUAUAAAUCAAGUUUGGUUAACCGUUCCUAUUUGCUUUAUCUUAUCCAUUCCAUGUCUAUACAUUUGGCUAGCAAUAUUAUCACCUGUUGAAGAUUCUCUUUGGGAACAAUAUAAAUUUGGAUGUUAUUCGAUGGCUAUAUCCUGUAUUGUAGAAUUAUUUGCAGAAGCCCCAGUAUUUGUAGCAAAAGUGUUUUGUUUUGUAAAAUUAAAAAUUGCAAUGGAUACUUUACAUAUAUUUAUUCGCUCAAUAGUAUUUUUGACGAUUGUCUUUCAUGACAAAGAAAUUUGUAUAUACGCUUUUGCAAUAGCACAGUUUUGUAGUGCUUCAUUUAUUGUAGUAGGAUUUUACAGUAGCAUGCAUUAUUAUAUAAAGAAUGAGCAAGCAAAUAAUUUAGACAAUGGCGAUAAAAAGCGAAGAAAUUUAUCAGAUUUUGAAAGUUUUCCAUUUAAAAAUAUUAUUGAAAUGAUACCUGGAUAUUUACCUAACGAUGAAAAGAAAUUUAAUACUGAAUUGCAGGUAUUAACAUUAAGUUUUGUAAAACAGGGUGUAUUUAAGCAGAUUUUAACGGAAGGUGAAAAAUAUGUGAUGUCAAUUAGUCCAGUACUAUCUUUUUCAGAACAAGCCACUUAUGAUGUUGUAAAUAAUUUAGGAAGUUUAGCAGCUAGAUUCAUUUUUCGUCCAAUAGAAGAUAGCAGUUACUUUUACUUUACACAAACAAUUUCAAGGGAUCUCAGCUUAAUUAGACAAGACAAGGAAAAAGUAAAUGAAACUGGAUUUGUACUUAAAACAUUAUUUAUGAUAAUUACAUCUGUUGGAAUAAUAAUAUUUGUUUUUGGACAAUAUUAUUCUGGCAUAGCACUAUAUUUAUAUGGUGGUGCUGAUUUCGUAUCUGAUGGGCUGUCAGAAAAACUUUUGCGAUGGCAUUGUUUAGCUAUUUUGUUUUUAGCUGUUAACGGAAUAAGUGAAGCAUUCAUGUUUGCCACGAAUUCUAGCAUUGAAAUUGACAAAUAUAAUGUAUAUAUGGCUGGCUUUUCAAUUGUAUUUCUUUUAUCUUCUUAUUUACUGACUAAUAUGUUGGGCCCCGUUGGAUUUAUCGUAGCUAAUUGUGCUAAUAUGUUUUGCCGCAUAUGCUAUAGCGUUAGAUAUAUUAAUAAAAAAUUUGAACCAGUAUCAAUAAGACCAUUUGAUGGAUUUUAUCCAGGAAAAAUGUUUUCAUGUUCCCUUAUUGUAGCUGUUGUAAUAUGUUUUAUGUUCCAGGUAUCUCACACAACUAAUAUUUUACUUAAUUUAUUUGUUGGAGCCUGCUGUUUCAUAAUAUGCUUAUUUAGUUGGACAUUAGAAAAUAAGACAUUAAUAAAGACGUUAUUAAAUAAAUACGCAGAGAAACGUGAACUACAAAGACGCAUGAGUAUGACUACUGAAACCAAAGAUAAUCAUCACACAAAAGUAGAAUAAAAAUUUCUUAAAUUUGUUUUUUUUUUUAAUAAACAGAAAAAAUUUGUUUUACUAUACAUCCUUUAUACAAUAUUAAUGUAAAUAGUGUUUUUCUUACCUAAAUAUGUAAAAUUAAUUUAUGAGCUUAAAUAAAUAGAAAAAGGAAUUCCAAUAAAAUCAUUAUAAAUUUUCAAACAUAA